Messenger RNA from Lichtheimia ornata, 2604 nucleotides. RefSeq lists its product as uncharacterized. Gene Ontology annotation, biological process: mitochondrial fusion. The coding region runs from base 1 to 2604 and encodes 867 amino acids. The transcript is spliced from 2 exons. Gene Ontology annotation, cellular component: mitochondrial outer membrane. NCBI's taxonomy places the organism in Eukaryota, Fungi, Mucoromycota, Mucoromycetes, Mucorales, Lichtheimiaceae. Gene Ontology annotation, molecular function: GTP binding; GTPase activity. The record is from RefSeq and is a predicted model, not a curated record.
AUGACCGAUCGCAGCAGUUACUUUGGUGUACCGUCAAGUGCGGCAUCGUCCAUGAAAUACUUGCGACGCAAUUCGGCUCCCAGCGUGGAAUCAUUGGACGAGAGCUAUUUUGACAAUGGCGCUUCUUCCAUUUCGACCGACCUCAGUUCACGUUCGCUUCUAUUUGGAAAAGGAGUUGGUAGCACAUUGAUUACUUCAGGAUCCCCAGUGACUUCACCAGGUCCAUUAUCGCCUUCAACAUCCACCAAAGCUGCACGCACACAGCAACAUCGUUUGAAUGCAGCACAAGAGCAACGAAUGUAUCAUGACAGCUGCCAACGCCUUUUGAGUCAUAUCACUUCAGUGAUGGGUAUUUGUGAGGAUCUACAAUCAUCCAACAAGGACCAAUUUCCUAUUCGAUAUCCAAUGAUGCAUCGUCCAAAUGAUCGCCCUUUACCACAACGAGCUCAGACAAUGAUGCCACCCAUUGCAUCCAACAUUGAUUGUCCACUUGAAACAGCUUCUCAGCCUGAUGUGGGUUCUCCUUCUUCUAUUCUUGACGCUUUGCAUCGAAGAUCAUCCAUCCAUUCUCAAGAUGAAUCGACAAGUCCCUUUGUACGUCAACUGGAACAGCAUCGUUUAUUGACAAGUGAUCUCGCUAAAGAGCUCAGCAUUCUCAACUUGGACUUAAAGAUGGGCCAUUCUUCUACCGAUCUCAAUGCUCUUGAAAGCAAAUCUAUUGCUAAUCUUUUGGAUGAUCGCCUCUCUCAAUGCCUUCGUCAUUUGGAGAAGCUUCGUACUCGCGUUGCUGAUACAUCUUCCAAGGUGUUGGUGACUGGUGAUUUGAAUGCUGGUAAAUCGACAUUCGUCAAUGCCUUGUUGAAGCGUGAAGUUCUUCCUGCCGAUCAACAACCAUGUACAAGCAUGUUUUGCGAGGUGUUGGAUGCUAUGUUGAAUGAUGGAGUUGAAGCUAUCCACGCUAUUCCCGAUGCAUCCAUUUACAACCGAUUGGAUCCCAACACAUACCACGUCAUUGAGGAACGACACAUGUUCAAGACCGUGGCCGAUGAGGGUGACAAAUAUAAGAUGCUCAAGAUCUAUAGCAAGGAUGCUCGUAAUACACAAGAAAGCUUGUUACACAAUGGUGUCGUCGAUAUUGCAUUGAUCGAUUCCCCUGGUCUCAAUACUGAUUCAGUCAAAACAACCGCUGUCUUUGCUCGUCAAGAGGAAAUCGAUGUCGUCGUCUUUGUAGUGAGUGCUGAAAAUCAUUUCACUCUCUCGGGCAAGGAAUUCCUUUGGAAUGCAGCCAAUGAAAAGACUCACAUCUUUAUUGUCGUCAAUCGUUUCGAUUCCAUCCGCGACAAGCAACGUUGCAAGCGUCUCAUUCUUGAUCAGAUUCGUCAACUUUCACCUGCAACCUAUGCCGACGCCGAUGAUUUGGUCCAUUUUGUUAGUGCAGGCGAUGUGGAUCUUGAGCCUGGUUCCACCAAAUUGGAUGCUCCCGAAUUUGCACGAUUGGAACAGCGACUCCGUGCCUUUGUGUUAGAGAAUCGCACCAAAUCCAAGUUAUCACCAGCCAAGAACUAUUUGGUCAAUUUGCUCAGCGAUGUCAAUGGUCUUUCCAUGUCCAAUAGCGCCCUUGCAAAGGAGGAACGUGAAAAGGUGCAACUUGAGCUUGAGGAGGAUAAGCCUGGAUAUGAGCAUUUAUUGCGUGUACGUGAUCGUCUCCUUCAUCAAGUGGAAAAGGUUGCAGAGAUCACUGUGCUUGGUGUCCAAAAACAUGCUCGUCAGGCAUUGAAUACAGCUGUUGAAGGAAUUACAACUACGGCUGAUAGCAUUGAAUAUCCUGGCAUCUUUUUGAUUUGGCAAUACGCACAAGAUAUAGCCGAUUCCAUGUCACAAACGUUACUCAAGCAAGUACGACGCGUCGAAGGUCAUGCUCGUGAGGACACUAGCCAAUGCAUUGAUCGUAUCCAUGAUAUGGGCACUGAACAUCUCGGCAAUUACCCCCGUGUUGGUACUGUGGAAAAGAUGUGUCUCAAGAAUCGUGAUCGUGCAGUAGUCAUUUCAGUGGAACCAACCGAUUUUUUCGAUUUAUCUUUGGAUGAUAAGAUGUCUGGUUGUGCAUUAUCUUUUGGUGCCGUUGCCAUGGUGGGUACACGUCUCCUUGGUGUCAAAGAUGCAGUAUCGGGUAUCUGGAGCUUGUCAAGUGCAGUGAGUGCUCGUAGCAUGCGUCAAAUGAUCGUUCCUAUCAUGAGCAUAGCCGGUGCUGGUCUCCUGGUUUAUGUGGUUUCGGAUAUGCGUUAUGCUGUCAAGCGCAAAUUGGUGCGGAAAUUCAAGACUGCCGUACGUGACACUGCUUAUGUGGAAGGUCAAUGUAGCCGAAUUGGACGUGAAGCACGCAAGGCACUUCGUGUAGAAGGAUGGGAAAUCCAGAAUCGACUUGUCAGAGCCAUCGAGAACAAGGAAAAGAAGCGUAGCGAAAUGGAACAUAAGAUACAUCAUGCCGAGAAAACCAUUGCAUACUUUGACAACGUGCUGGAAAACUCGCUCGUCUUACUUGACAAGGUGCAAACCAUCCAAAUCGACCACCAUCACAAUGCAAAUGCCAUUACAAGUCCAUAA